Messenger RNA from Gadus chalcogrammus (walleye pollock), 3277 nucleotides. RefSeq names its product nuclear receptor subfamily 3, group C, member 1 (glucocorticoid receptor) (gene nr3c1). Lineage: Eukaryota; Metazoa; Chordata; Actinopteri; Gadiformes; Gadidae. The transcript has 9 exons. The coding region runs from base 326 to 2707 and encodes 793 amino acids. The record is from RefSeq and is a predicted model, not a curated record. Gene Ontology annotation, cellular component: nucleus. Gene Ontology annotation, biological process: nuclear receptor-mediated glucocorticoid signaling pathway; regulation of DNA-templated transcription. Gene Ontology annotation, molecular function: zinc ion binding; DNA-binding transcription factor activity; nuclear glucocorticoid receptor activity.
CCGCCAUGGCGUUGACUCACUGAGAUCUCCAUUUUGUAUGUUUUUCCCAAAGGUUAGCGCCUACUUUCACAAUGGCUAGCUGUGAUUGACCAACGCAUGUUAGAUUCAUCGCAUAGCGGGGGUUAGAAACUGCAAAAACCUCCAUAAGAGUGCACUCGAGUCGCCCGUGUUCCCUGUAAACACGCAGGAGCAGGCAUAUGAGGAAGAAAACAAGCUCCGUAGUGUCCGCUUCGUGUUGUUAAUGAUACUGGCCAUCAAAACAAUGUUGUCAGGAGAUAUAUAGACACCCCCCAAAACAACACACACACUUUGAACGGAUCACGGGAUGGAUAAAGGCAGAGUGAAGAAGAUACGAAAUAACAGAGAUGACCAUUUAAGCAAACUUUUCUACACAGAAAGCCCCGUGGAUGGAACUCCAUUAAAAGUCGCUCCUCACAGUGCAAUGUCCAUCACAUCUGCCACUGCUGUUGUGCUACCGUCCAGCCCCUUGAUGCAGCCUGGAGAUGUGCCCAACAGCCUCAGCAAUAGUCCACUUCCAGAGGAGCUCACUUCUGCCUCUGGAACUGCCUCUUUUGGCCUCAUACUGGAGGAUUCAGAGCCCAGAGGGGCGUCCAAGGACCAGAGGGCCCAGCAGCAGUUGUUCCAGCCACAGACCACAGCUUCCCUUGGACGCUACACAUUUGGGGAUAACCUUUCCCGGUUGGAGGCCAGCAUAGCGGAUCUUACCCACUCAUCCUCCAUGGAUUCCCUUAUCGGGGGAUCAGACCCUAACCUUUUCCCCCUCAGAACGGAUGACUUCUCCAUGGACAAGGUCGACCACCAUUCCAUGGAUUUGGAUCACGACUCGUUUGGGCACGUUGGGAAAGAUGAGGAGAUGAACACAAAGCUGUUCAAUGACAACACUUUGGACCUUCUCCCAGACUUUGAGCUCGCCGGGUCCCCCUCCGAUUAUUAUGUCGGCGACGACGCCUUCCUCUCCACCCUCGGGGACGACUCUCUGCUGGGGGACAUUUCUUCCGAGAAGGAGUCCAAGCUCACGUUGAGCACCAAUGGAGGCGAGCCCAGCUCCACCACGCUGAACGGCAGCGGCCUGGCCCUCCGGGAGGACCUGUCAUGCGGCAGCCCAGCCACUCCGGCCUCCCUCACUCCCACCACCCCUCUGGCGGUGAUCAAGAAAGAGUCGGACUCGGCUUUCAUCCGGCUGUGCACUCCCGGCGUGGUCAAGCAGGAGAAGGCGACCUGUGGCCGCGGGUUCUGCCCGAUGAGCAGCGCGUCGUCCUCCUCGUCCGACAUGUCGUGCGCUAGCCCCAUCUCCAUUUGCGGGGUGAGCACCUCAGGGGGCCAGAGCUACCACUUUGGGGUGAACCCGAGCGGCACGCCCGCCUCCGCCACCAGUCCCGGUGGAGGACAGCAGCAAAAGGAUCAGAAACCCCCCGUCUUCAGCCUCUACCCCCCGCUGACCGGCGUCAGAGAGCCCUGGAGCCGGGUGCAGUCUGCGGGCUCCACGGACAACUUCCCUACCUCUCCUUCCUUCUCCUCCGCCGUCGCCAGUUCGACUUCCAGACAGGAUGGGGUCACCCCCUCAGCCUCUACCCAGGGGGGCAAGGCCAGCGGGGGCACCCACAAGAUCUGCCUGGUGUGCUCGGACGAGGCGUCUGGCUGCCACUACGGCGUGCUCACCUGCGGCAGCUGCAAGGUGUUCUUCAAGCGAGCUGUCGAAGGGCAACACAACUAUCUGUGCGCCGGGAGGAACGACUGCAUCAUCGAUAAGAUACGACGGAAGAACUGCCCGGCCUGCCGCUUCCGCAAGUGUCUGAUGGCUGGCAUGAACCUGGAGGCGAGGAAGACCAAGAAGCUGAACCGCAUCAAGGGGCUCCAGCAGGCCAACCCAGCCGAGCAGGCCCCGCCACCGCCCGCCGAGUCGCGCUCCCUCGUGCCCAAGUCCAUGCCCCAGCUCAUCCCCACCAUGCUGUCGCUGCUCAAAGCCAUCGAGCCCGACACCAUCUACGCCGGCUACGACAGCACGCUGCCCGACACCUCCACCCGCCUCAUGACCACCCUCAACCGGCUGGGGGGCCGGCAGGUGGUCUCGGCCGUCAAGUGGGCCAAGGCCCUGCCAGGCUUUAGGAACCUGCACCUGGACGACCAGAUGACUUUGCUGCAGUGUUCGUGGCUCUUCCUCAUGUCCUUCGGCCUGGGAUGGAGGUCCUACCAGCAGUGCAGCGGGAACAUGCUCUGCUUCGCGCCCGACCUCGUCAUCAACGAGGCCCGGAUGAAGCUGCCCUACAUGGCCGACCAGUGUGAGCAGAUGCUGAAGAUCUCCAGCGAGUUUGUCCGGCUGCAGGUGUCCCACGACGAGUACCUGUGCAUGAAGGUGCUGCUGCUGCUCAGCACAGUGCCAAAGGACGGCCUGAAGAGCCAGUCUGUCUUUGAUGAGAUCCGCAUGUCCUACAUCAAGGAGCUGGGCAAGGCCAUCGUGAAGCGGGAGGAAAACUCCAGCCAGAACUGGCAGCGCUUCUACCAGCUCACCAAGCUCCUGGACUCCAUGCACGAGAUGGUCGGAGGGCUGCUCAACUUCUGCUUCUACACGUUUGUCAACAAGUCGCUGAGCGUGGAGUUCCCCGAGAUGCUGGCGGAGAUCAUCAGCAACCAACUGCCCAAAUUCAAGGCGGGCAGCAUGAAGCCGCUCCUCUUCCACCAGAGAUGACUGGGCCCCCCCCCGGCGACACAGCAACGACCACCACGACAACCGCAGCACUAGCAGCCGCCGCAGCAGCAGGAACUACAGACAAUGCCUUAAAAAUCCGCCCAUCGCCUCAGGGCCUCGCCACCGGUAGGAGGACGAGCUGAAGGCGCGAGGACGGAGGUGGUGGGACAGGAACGCGCCGGGAGAACUGGAGGACGGAGAGGGAGGGGCUGAGGCUGAGUGAGUGAGUGUGAGAUGGUGUCUUUCUUGAAGAAGCAGGUAUGCUACUGGAGAAGGGCUUUCAUGCGGUGAAGGGAAAGAAAGGUUUCGCAGAAAGGUGAACCUUUUUUGGUUGCAAAGGCCGACAACGUGAGGGCCGGAACGAGAGGAAGCAUAGAGAUGUUGUUGUUGUUAUUGUGGAUCAGUAGAAGAUGUUUAGUGUGUAACAUAUAGGACUCGUUUUUUUUGAUAAUCACUGAGUGAAAUAGGCUAACCAUCCGCGCUGUCUCAGGAUUACACACACACACACACACACACACACACACACACACACACACACACACACACACACACACACACACACACACACAC